Paracoccidioides lutzii Pb01 is the source of this 1788-nucleotide messenger RNA. Its product is annotated as MFS transporter. The transcript is spliced from 2 exons. The record is from RefSeq and is a predicted model, not a curated record. Gene Ontology annotation, molecular function: transmembrane transporter activity. The coding region runs from base 1 to 1788 and encodes 595 amino acids. Gene Ontology annotation, biological process: transmembrane transport.
AUGAACCCUCUAGCUACAAAGUCUACCCUCAACCCCGGUAGCACCACUUCCUCAGGGUCAGUCAUCAACUCUGUUUCCGGAUGCCCUGAAACCCCGCCCGUGCAGGCGCCACAACGCAGAACCGAGGACAGGGAUGCUUCUGUAACAGAAAAAAUUGGUGCAGGGGAAGCGACUGCAGCUGGUAAACCCGGGCAAAAUAACCAAGAGGAGGAAAACGAAGAAAUCAAUGAUUAUGAUCCAAGGAACCUCGGCAUAUACAAACUCUCCUUAAUCUUAAUUGGCCUAAAUCUGUCAGUCUUUCUAAUUGGCCUCGACAAUACAAUCAUCUCUACUGCCAUCCCCAAAAUCACCGAUAAUUUCCAUGCCCUUGGCGAUGUGGGCUGGUACGCCAGUUCCUACCUGCUCACCACUUGCGCAUUCCAGUUGAUGUGGGGAGAACUGUAUACCUUGUACUCCAUUAAAUGGACGUACAUCACAGCCCUGUUUAUCUUCGAGCUGGGCUCUUUGAUCUGCGCCGUCGCCCCGAACUCCACAUCACUUAUUGCAGGUCGUGCAAUUGCUGGAGUCGGGAGCGGAGGCGUCACCAAUGGAGCCUUCCUUUUAGUUGCCCAUCUAGUUCUGCCGCGCCAACGACCAACUCUUGUUGGGAUGAUCGGCGGCAUGUAUGGCUUUGCAUCCAUCGCUGGUCCUCUUAUGGGAGGCGCUUUUACCGAUAACACGAAGUUAACGUGGCGAUGGUGUUUCUACAUCAAUUUACCGCUCGGCCUGAUUACCGGGCUUAUCAUGACAUUCGUAUACCGACCUCGAAUGCGUAAGGGAAGAAAGAUCUCCCUGAUCGACCAACUAAAGCAAAUGGAUCUCCCUGGGACUGCGGUGAUCUUGCUUGGCGUUAUUUUUUUGGUGCUUGCUCUACGGUGGGGUGGUACGAAGUACGAAUGGAAGAACCGGCGCAUCAUUGCCCUCCUAGCCAUCGCCGCGGCUCUACUAGUUGGCUUUGUUAUCAUUCAAAUCAUCAGUGGAGAUCGCGCAACUGUUCCCCCACGUGUGUUUUGUAAUCGAAACAUCUGGGGCUCUGCGCUCUUUGGCUCUGGCGUUACUGCCUGCUUCUUCACAAUGCUCUAUUAUAUCCCCAUUUGGUUCCAAGCCAUCAAGGGUGUCAGCGCCGUCAAGUCCGGUGUCAUGAAUCUUCCCAUGAUCCUCAGUUUCGUCAUAUUCUCCUUUCUAGGUGGAACGCUAACCUCCCUGACUGGCUACUAUGUACAAUUCACCUAUCUUACCGUUAUUCUCAUGGCCAUUGGGACCGGUCUCCUUACUACUCUUAAAGUAGAUUCAGGCCAUCCUGAAUGGAUAGGGUACCAGUUCAUUCUAGGCGCAGGUAUCGGGUUGGGUCUGCAGGCCGCAUUCGUCUCUACGCAAACUGCGCUUCCACUUGAGGAUAUUCCCAUUGGCACUGCAACCAUAAUGUUUUCAGAAAACCUCGCUGCAGCAAUUAUGGUAUCAGUUGCACAGAACGUGUUUACCAACCAACUCAUGAGAAAUCUAGGCACACAUGUACCCGGUUUUGAUGGACACAGUAUCUUGACGAUCGGCGCCACACAAAUCAAGAACAAAGUUCCUCCAGAGCUUUAUGAUGCGGUUCUCAUCGCGUAUAACAGGUCAUUGGCGCAGACGUUCUACGUCGGGGUUGGGUUGUCGUGCAUAGGUUUAUUGGGUGUCGUUUGGCUGGAAUGGCUCUCUGUUAAUAAGGUGAAAGAUAAACUAUCGGAUGCGGCUCAGGGGCCACCAUAG